Messenger RNA from Tripterygium wilfordii, 1576 nucleotides. Its product is annotated as tRNA:m(4)X modification enzyme TRM13 homolog. The transcript has 10 exons. Gene Ontology annotation, biological process: tRNA methylation. NCBI's taxonomy places the organism in Eukaryota, Viridiplantae, Streptophyta, Magnoliopsida, Celastrales, Celastraceae. The coding region runs from base 54 to 1418 and encodes 454 amino acids. The record is from RefSeq and is a predicted model, not a curated record.
GAGACAGUUACAUUCGCCGUCAAACAAACGAACAUUGUCACAGAAGCUACAGUAUGGAGACUCGCUGCAGUUUCUGGCUCCCCAAGAAGAAUCGAUUCUGUGCCACUGCUCCUCUACAUGGUUCCACGUUCUGCGGCAAUCACAGCCCGAGGUCUCAGAGCCAGUGGAUCCCAUGCCCAAUUGACCCUUCUCAUUCUGUUCUUGAGGAAAAUCUAGAAGGGCAUGUAAAGAGAUGCCCAUUUCUGAAGAAUGUUCAAUCUUUGGCUCUCCAACCUUAUUACCAUAAAGGGAUCAAUGCUGGCAGUGAAGAAGUAGGGCAACAGCGGAAUACACUGUCUUUGGAUAAGGAUAUUACUUCUGAAAUGAAGAGGAGUGCUGUUUAUAGUAUGAGUAUACCGGAAUUUCAGGAUUUGCUCAGAAAAAUUCGGAAUAUACACAGCUCAAUAUGUAAGGAUAUUAGGGAUUCGUAUAAGAUACCAGAAGCUUGUGGUAUAUGGAUCAAGAGAGAAGUAGACAGGAAGUUGCCUUUUCAAGAGAAGCAUGUUAUGCAGCAGGCUUCCAUAUUGGGGAACUUAGAAGAUAUUGGAGUCUUAAAGACUUCUUUUGAAAGCGAGCAGCUUGACAAUGAGGACCCUUACAGAGAUGAUGAUGGUGUUCUCCCUGCAGUGAUUGAAUUUGGAGCUGGGAGAGGGUACUUGACACAAAUGCUUGCAGAUGGCUAUGGGAUCAAAAAGGUCUUUCUAGUUGAGAGGAAGUCAUACAAACUGAAGGCUGAUCGAUCCUUGCGGCAGAAAGAAAGCUUGAUUUUAGAGCGUUUGAGAAUUGACAUUGAGGAUCUAAAUUUGAGUGCUGUCGAGUCCUUACAUGGAGUUCCUUAUCUUGCUAUUGGUAAACACCUCUGUGGACCUGCAACAGAUUUGACUUUAAGAUGUUGCCUGGGAGAACAAUCUAGUGAAGAUAAUCUUGGGCAGAGCAUCGGUCAUCAUUAUCCUAUAGGCUUGGCUAUAGCAACCUGUUGCCAUCAUCUUUGCCAGUGGAAGCACUACAUAAAUAAAAAAUAUUUAUGCAACUUGGGAAUUAAGAAGGAAGAAUUCCAUGCAAUUACUUGGUUUACCAGCUGGGCAGUUGACGCGGAUCAUAGUUCAGAUAUUACUGAUGUUACUAAUGGGAGGAGAUUGCACUUUGACUCUAUUGGUAAAGAAGAAUGCGGUGAAGAUGUCAACACAGUUGAGGAAAUUGUGAGGAAUAUGAAAGCUGUUGAAAGGGCAGUUUUGGGCUUUAUGUGCAAGCAGAUCAUUGACAUAGGGAGAUCGAUGUGGAUCAUGGAACGUGGUUUCAAAACACGGCUUGUGAAGUAUGUUCCUUCUAGUAUAUCUCCUGAAAACCAUUUACUAGUUUCUCGAUGUGUCCAACAAUAGUAAUACGUGGAUUUACCCUAUGAUUUGAUCAAAGCAUAUCAUUUUUGCCGGAUUGUUGGUGCAACAGCUGAUCAAUUGUAUUCAUAUAUAUCAUUUUGGCUCAUGUUUUGAGUGAAUGAGCUUGAUAAUAUGAACAAUACAUACUCUCUUUGCCCUCA